Messenger RNA from Engraulis encrasicolus (European anchovy), 1491 nucleotides. Its product is annotated as Fc receptor-like protein 5. Gene Ontology annotation, biological process: cell surface receptor signaling pathway. NCBI's taxonomy places the organism in Eukaryota, Metazoa, Chordata, Actinopteri, Clupeiformes, Engraulidae. Gene Ontology annotation, cellular component: plasma membrane. The record is from RefSeq and is a predicted model, not a curated record. Bases 1 to 1491 code for a protein of 496 amino acids. Gene Ontology annotation, molecular function: transmembrane signaling receptor activity. The transcript has 6 exons.
AUGGUCAGAUUCACUUCAAACCAAUCGGGCAAGCCAACCCCUUCCAUCAGCUGUGAUACAGCGUCACCAGUGUUGACGGGAAACACUGUUACCCUGACAUGUGACAUGGGCCAGUCUACUGGAUGGAGUUUCUACUGGUACAAAGACACCCAGUCCUCUACUCCUGUGGCCCAGACUGGUGGAAACUCCUACAGGAUCAGCUCUGCUAAAGUGUCUGAUGGAGGACAGUACUGGUGCAGAGCUGGGAGAGGAGACCCAGUCUACGACACACAUUACAGCAAUGAGAUAUUGGUGACAAUCAGGGAAAGUCCCAAAGCUGUUGUGACUCCUCUGACCAAUUGGACCGAUGUGUUCCAUGGAGAGAAUUUUGUCCUCAGAUGUGACAUACCAGACGCUGAUAAUGAAUGGAAGUACACAUGGUAUGUCAAUAAACUUGUGCUCAAAGGAGACGCGUCAAGCCCAGUGUACAGCAUCAUCCAAGCUGAUCAGACCCACAGCGGAAACUACAGCUGCAGGGGAACACACAGUAGAGACUCGCAGACUUCGGAGAUCAGCGGAGACAUCAGAGUUAGUGUGUCAGAAAAAGCAACAUCAGUUCUCAGAGGACCUGCACAGCCCUGGCUUGCUGAAGGAGACUCAGUGACUCUGAGCUGUGAGGUCAGCGGCUCCUCUGCAGGCUGGACAUUCCACUGGUACAAGACUGCCCCCUACAGGCCUGGGUUGAAAUAUGUGUCUCAUGAAAACACACCUAACUAUGUAGAGCUUCUCCCAGACAGCAGCAGAGGAGCUGGAGGCUCCUACACUCUCAGCCCUGCUGCUCUCAGACACACAGGAGUCUAUGUGUGCAGAGCAGAGAGGGGAGAGCCAGCCUAUCAGACAGAGUUCAGCCAAUGGCAGCCUCUAUGGGUGACAGGCCAUCCUCGGCUGCCCUUGCCAGUUGUUUUCCCCAAUAAAACUCAACAUUUCUGGUCAAAGUCCCUCUCCCUGAGCUGUGAAGGGAUUCUCGAGUCAUUUGGAUGGAAACUGAGAUGGUUCCCAGGGAGCAUGGGGCGGGAAAGGUGUCCCAGUCUUUGGACAGAAAGUGGAUCCACCUGCAGCACCAGCUACACCUCUUCGUCAGACUGUGGAGUUUACUGGUGCCAGUCUGAGUCUGGAGAGCAGAGCAAUCCUGUCAACAUCACUGUACACAGUACUAGAAAUGCGAUCCUGGAGAGUCCUGUCCAUCCUGUGGCUAAGGGAGAUCCUCUGACUCUGCGCUGUAGAUAUCACCGCCAGCCUUUAGACAUCAGCGCUGACUUCUAUAAAGAUGGGACACUCCUCCACACCUCCAGCACAGGAGAACUGACCAUCCCUGCAGUCUCAAAGUCACACGAGGGCCUCUACAAGUGCAGAAACCCAGAGAAAGGAGAGUCACCAGUGAGCUGGAUCGCAGUAAAAGGUAAUGUUAAAAAGGCACAAGGAAAUAUUUUUAAAAAAAUAAUAAUUUUGUGA